AAAACACAUCACACAAGACUCUGAAGGAAACUAACAGGAGGCAGUGAGAGAGGGUGCCGUGGGGGUUCUCGUCUGAGGCCCCUGAACAGAAGGGAACCUGGAUUUAUGAGGCGUAGGAGGAGGGAGAGAGACGGAGACAGAGCAUCCACCGGUGGUCCCGAGCUGACCUGCUUGAAAAAUACAGGACUGAAGACAGAGACAGAACUCGGAGUUUGUCCCAAAAAACAUCUAGGAAACUCAGUGUCCUCGCGGGGAGCACCUCCGAGCGGGGGGAGGGGGUGGGUUUCCCUGCCCCCGGGCUGGCCUGGCGCCGUGUCGGCAGUGGACUCCGGCCUCUGCAUGCACCACCAGGUCGGGAUGGCCACGCACACCCCGGUCCUGCGGCUGCUCCUGCUGCUUGCGCUCCUGGCCCCACACCGCAUCCAGCCCACAGGCGGCCGCGUGCGAGGGGCCUGGGACCCACGUCUUCUGGAGCGGGAAGAACUCCUCCCCAGUCUGAGCGUGUUUCUUCCCGCCUCAAAAGCAAGUGAAGUUCUGGCGAGAUGGAAGCGGGCUGGCUCCUACCUUCUGGAAGAGCUCUUCCAGGGAAAUUUAGAAAAAGAAUGUUAUGAAGAAAUCUGUGUCUAUGAAGAAGCCAGAGAAGUGUUUGAACAUGAUGCCCCCACUGCCGAGUUCUGGAAGACGUACAUGGGUGGCUCCCCGUGCAUCUCCCAGCCCUGCCUCAACAACGGGUCCUGCCAGGACAGCAUCCGCAGCUACACCUGCACCUGCGCCCCGGGCUACGAGGGCCGUGACUGCGCCUUCUCUAAAAAUGAGUGUCACCCCUCAAGGACCGACGGGUGUCAGCACUUCUGCCACCCGGGACCGGAGUCCUACACGUGCAGCUGUGCGGAGGGGCACACGCUGGGCCCAGACCACAGAUCCUGCCUCCCACACGAGAGCUGUGCGUGCGGGACCCUCAUGCCGCAGAGAAGCAAGCAGGAGCUUCAGGUGUUCCCGUGGCAGGUGAAACUAGCAAAUUCCGAAGGAAAAGACUUCUGUGGCGGUGUCAUCAUAAAGGAAAACGUGGUGCUGACGACAGCAGGGUGUUCGCUGCGGUACAGAAACAUCAGUGUGAGAGCAAGUCUCCGCAGGGCCCCCGAGGAUGCGCCGGUGGCGGCCAUGCACGUGCACGAGCGGUAUGACGCGGAGACGGGAGACAACGACUUGGCCCUGCUGGCACUGGCGCGGCCCCUCCGCUGCCCCGACGCCGCGCGCCCGGUGUGCGCACCUGAGGCCGACUUCGCUGAGCAGGUGCUGGUGCCGCGGGCACGCGGCCUGCUCAGCGGCUGGACGCUCCCCGGCCCCAGGCUGGGCCUGGCGCCCGCGCAGCUGCCCAUCGAGCCCAUGGACUCCGAGGAGUGCGGCCGCACCCUGAACAUGACGGUGACCACGAGGAUGAGCUGCGAGCAAGAGGCGCUGGCCCAUUUCUCCAAAAGGACCUUGAGAAAAAUAAAUGUGACCCUGACACAGACUAACGGAGGGGACAGCAGAAGAGAGAAGACUUUAAAGUCUUCCCCAAAUUCGAUUACAUUACUUUCAAGCCACCUUGUCGUCAGCAUGCCACUGCUUUAAAUGGCUACUUAUGACUUAAAAUCACAAAUGAGCGUUGCAAUUUUAUGUAAAUAAUACUGCAAAACUAUCUGCACUCUCGUUAUGGCAUUCACUGCACUGCGAAUCUGGAUUUCCAUGUGGAAAUCACUGCAGACAGCACAGGCAGAGGUGGGUAUCUCACUCAUGUCUGCAGGGCUCUACAAAACAAGGACCACCACAGGAACACCACAGCCCCGAAAAGCCAGCUGAGACGGGGCCGUGUGAGGCAAAAACAUCUCUGCUCACCUCACACAUGUGACUCAACAAAGUGGCUGGAAGCCAUGAGGAAGCAAAUCCAAAUAAAACCCAAGAAAAAGGACACAGAUUAGAUGAGGCUUUAACAGCGCCCUUUCACACUGGGGCAGAGACGGUCUGCUGGCAUGGCGUCAGUGCAAACCGCCCCCCCAUAGGACUC
Molecule: messenger RNA, 2047 nt
Organism: Camelus dromedarius (Arabian camel)
Lineage: Eukaryota; Metazoa; Chordata; Mammalia; Artiodactyla; Camelidae
Gene: PROZ
Product: protein Z, vitamin K dependent plasma glycoprotein
Exons: 11
Coding region: 106-1614 (502 amino acids)
Biological process (GO): blood coagulation; proteolysis
Cellular component (GO): extracellular region
Molecular function (GO): serine-type endopeptidase activity; calcium ion binding
Source: RefSeq, a predicted model, not a curated record